Molecule: messenger RNA, 738 nt
Organism: Ostreococcus lucimarinus CCE9901
Lineage: Eukaryota; Viridiplantae; Chlorophyta; Mamiellophyceae; Mamiellales; Bathycoccaceae
Exons: 1
Coding region: 1-738 (245 amino acids)
Biological process (GO): mRNA splicing, via spliceosome
Molecular function (GO): U2 snRNA binding
Source: RefSeq, a predicted model, not a curated record
AUGCACGCCGACGCGAACGCCGCGAGCGACCGGCUGACCGCGGACGUCAUCGCGGACGCCGAUCGACGGUAUAACCCGCUCGGCGAGCACGAAAUCGACCUGCGGGGGCGGAGGAUUGGGCGACUGGAAAACUUGGCGACGGCGCGGGAUCAGUACGACGCGUACGAUUUCACGGGGAACGACGUCGUGAGGCUGGAGAAUUUGCCGUCGAUGCCGCGGUGUAAGACGCUGAUGUUCGGGAAUAAUCGAAUCGCGAGGGUGAACGGGGAGGAACUGGCGAGGGCGACGCCGGCGCUGACGACGCUGACGCUGACGAAUAACGCGCUGCGGAACUUGGGAGAUUGCGAUGGGUUGGGUUCGCUGAAGAAGUUGAAGAUGCUGACGUUGUGUGGGAAUCCGGUGUGCGCGAAGGAGAACUAUCGGUUGUACGUGAUUUACAAGUGCAAGGCGUUGAAGACGCUGGAUUUUCAAAAGGUGCGCGCGAGCGAACGCGAGGAGGCGGAGAAGACGUUCGGGGCGGAUGAUGGCGCGGCGCAGCGGGCGAAGACGUUUACCCCGGGCGAUGGGUUGGAGGAGACAAAGGAUGAGACGAAGAAGGACGCUAAACCGAGCGGGCCGACGCCGGAACAACUCACGGCGCUCAAGGUGGCGAUUGCCAACGCGGAGACCCUCGAAGAAGUGAGUCGGUUGGAGAACGCUCUCAAGAGCGGCGUGGUGCCUUCCGACCUUAGGAUUUAG